UAACGCAGUGUGCAGUUGACACAGUAUCGCGAAGCCGGACGCACGGUUAACGACAGAAUGGCGCGUGCGCAGGUUAUUGUAGUGUUAUUAGCGAUCGUGCUGACUGCCGAAGGAGAAGAUGUUGUAUCCACACCGAAACCGAAGAAAGUUCUGGACACAGUGAUGAACCCAGCCUACAUACCAGCAGAAGAAAAACACGGCUCCUUCUGGAGGAAAUCCGCUCAGGAAGUCUUAAACUCCAAAUUGAAGGAGACCUUGAACAAGAAUAAAGCCAAGAAUGGUAUAUUGUUCAUCGGCGAUGGUAUGUCUUUGGCAACGGUUAUGGCAGCGAGAACCUUUGCUGGACAGUCGGAGAGAGAGUUGGGAGAAGAUAAUGUGCUUGACUUUGAGAAGUUCCCCGUCAGUGGGUUAGCUAGGACAUAUUGCAUCGAUGCCCAAGUACCUGACUCCGCCUGUACAGCCACCUCCUACCUGACCGGAGUGAAGACCAAAUAUGGCGUCAUCGGACUCGACGGCAACGUCACCAGAGGAUCCUGCUACUCACAGCUGUAUAAACGAAACUGGUCUCCUUCUAUUGGGAAAUGGGCGCUGGACAAAGGACUGGAUGUUGGUUUUGUGACAACCACACGUGUAACGCACGCGUCACCGGCGGGCAUGUACGCGCACACCUCGGAACGGAAUUGGGAGGCCGACGUCGAUGUACCGGACGAGUGCCUCAGUUUAGGCUGCAAGGAUAUCGCCUACCAACUCGUCACAAGCGACCCGGGAAGGCAAUUUAAGGUGAUAAUGGGAGGUGGUCGACGGGAGUUUACGCCAAAUGUGACAACAGCCUUAACUAACAGCACGGGUAAACGAGCCGAUGGAAUUGACCUCACGGAGCUCUGGCAUGAAGAUAAGAUUGAAAGGAACGCGACACAUCAAUACGUUACCGACAGAAACGAUCUGUUAAAGGUCUUCAACUCAGACGACUUGCCCGAGUACCUCUUGGGAUUGUUCAAGAACGACCAUAUGGAUUAUCACUUGCAGGCAAGCAACCAGCCCACCUUGGAGGAAAUGGUCGAAGUGGCCAUCAAGAUGCUAAGUAGAAGUAGCAAGGGAUACUUCUUAUUUGUGGAAGGAGGUAGAAUAGAUCACGCUCAUCACGAAAGUUACGCCUAUCUUGCCCUCGACGAAACCGUCGAAUACGCCAAAGCAGUCAAAAAGGCCCGAGAACUCACAAAGGUUGAAGACACCCUUAUUGUGGUGACAUCAGACCAUGCACACACUAUGACCGUUGCUGGCUACCCCUCAAGGGGCAAUGAUAUACUCGGGGUAGUUGACACAGCUACGGGGCAAGAUGGAAAACCUUAUACCACUAUAAGUUAUGCUAAUGGUAAAGCAACUUCUAUUGAUGAGGGUGGAAGGAUCGAUGUAACCUUGAGCAGUCAGUUUAUCAAUCGUACCCUAGAGUACUCUUACCCAAGUCUAGUGCCACUGGAUUCCGAGACUCACGGUGGUGAGGACGUCGCAGUGUUCGCCUACGGACCCUGGCAGCACUUGUUCACAUCCAGCUACGAGCAAUCAGUCAUACCGCAUUUCAUGGCCUAUGCUAUGUGCCUUGAUGAUAACCAACAUGAGAACUGCAGAGCCCAAAGAUCACCCGGCGCGGGCGUUAAUUUGAAACCAAAUAAGUAUUAUGUUAUAGUUUUGUUCACUGUGAUAUUUAUUGUUAGAUUUUACUUUUAACAGUUAGUGAAUUGUUGAGGCUUAUAUACUUAAUUAUUUAUAGUUCUUGUUCUGAUUAUCCAUUGGAACAUUCGCACAAGAAAUGCAUUUUGUGUAGGAAAUUUGGCCAUCUCUAUGUACAAAAAUUUACAAUAUUUAAGUCACAAAUUGUGGUCAAGAUUGUGUUAUGCGUGUCAAGGAUUAACUGCUGCACUGAGCUACUAUCGGAACGGAAAAGAGAGUCAAUACAGUCAGUGUAAGAACAAAUCGCAACUGAGUACAAAAUGUUGUGACGAGCAUUUGCCACUCUGAAAAACCAGAAUUUUUACUGCAGCAAUUGUUUUGAAUAGUUUCAUUACGCUUGGAAUUCAUAGCAAUUGAUAUACCUAUAAAAGACCGAAUUAUAUCAACUCUUGACUGCUUAAAAUAAAUUGCAUCUAAAUCUUUGACAGCUAUGCAAACGAAAAUUGACAACAUGUAGGUCACAAAAUACGGUAAAGAGUGUCUGAUUAUAGUGUAAAGAAAUCCUUCAUAUAAGAGCUGUCAACAAUUUUUUAAGUCACAAAUUGUAGUUGAAAUAGUAUUACGAUGAGAAUUUAAUGAAGUGGCUUUGAUAUAUUAAAACAAAGCUUUGUCCUCUAAGAUUAUGGAGAUAAGUGCAAUUAAAGCAUUUAUAAUAUUCAUUUGCUUUACCGCUGAGGUAAUGCGUUGUAAGCAAACCAGCAUACCUGAGAUAUCACUAUAAUAUUUUCAAAGGCGUGUGAAGUCUCCCAAUUUGCACUUCACCAGCGUGGUGAAGUUAUAACCUAAACCCUUUUCAUUCAGAAGGAAACCCAAGCCCUUUAAUGGGCAGACAAUGAAUGAUAAUGGGCUCCGAAAUUUUAACUACACAUGGCAUAUAUUUUGACACAAAAUAUAUGCCUUUUUUGACACAAAAUAUAUGCCUUAUUUUAAUAGCUAUCAUACUUUUAAUUGAUAGAUCUUUGAGGUAAAAUAUCAUAGUAUUUAUACAGUUGACUUUAUGAUGCAAUAACAACUGUAAAUCUAUUUAGGUCACAAAUCGUGGUUAAGAAUGUAUGAUCAGAAUGUUAUAGCGAAUCGGGCUGUGAUCGUAUCGCUGGGUUUGUUUCGAUAUAUUGACCACACUUAGACAAUAAUUAUUUGUAUUCCUAUAAAAGAUUGUCACAAUUUGCUAACGAAAGUUUGCAGUUAAUUCUGAGCAAAGGUACGAUACUGCUUCCGCUUUUGACUUUAAAUAAAGGAACUUUGCACAGAGAAGCCGCGCUGUCGAGCAACUUGCGUCGAAAUUUUCAUGCCAAUUAAUAUUUUACGGGAAACAUAUUCGCACAACUACGUAGUUAGCUUUGGUUUCAGAUUAAUAAUUUCAGUAUCCUACUAGUAUCUAAUAACCACAAGAUUAUAAAAAGGGUGUGUUAAAGGCUGGUGCUCGUAACCUAAUCGGUGUAUGUUUCUAGUGUUUGAAAAUCCUGCGGGAACUUUUCUUUUCCCACAUGUCAUCGUCUCCAGAACGCAAGCAGUGCGUAGUUUUGCUAAGAUCGUUUUAGUCAAAGCACGGCUUUUGCUUAGGUAACGAAGGGUAUUUUUAUAUAAUACAUAAUAUUGUUUAAGUAUGUUUUUUUAUAGUAUUAAUUGACGGACCGAGCAGAUGAUAAGUGGAAUACCAUCGCCUAUAAACACAGCAACACUUCUUGAAAUAAACAUGGCUAUAAUACUUCCCCAGGCAAGCUCUGUGAUAAAAAAAAACUCUACUAUUUACUGUGUGUAUGUUCCAAAUUUUAUCAAAAUUGGUGCAGUAGUUUACAAACCAAACAAACACACACACGCAUUUAGAGCAUAGGAGGCACGGGUAAGGAUUAAAUAGUACCGAGUUCUUCAUACAAAUAUUAUCAGGACCGUAUUUAUUUACGUAGGUGCUCACGAAGAAACUAAUUGAACGUUCAGGACGCUUUCAAGGACGCAGCGCAGCCAACGAUUGCUGCCACUGUAAGCAGGCAAUAACGCUUGUAAGGAAUAACUCAAGCGAAGGCCAAACCGAACCAACCAAUCUACGUCCACUGUGGCCUUUAAUUUUGCGUCAAACGUAAGGCCAAAGUUACAUGCAACCUUGGACGCAAGUUGGACGGGUCGAAUUAACUUGAGCUUUACGUAGGUAAACAAUUUGUGUGGGGUAUAGUUUUUGUUUUGUUUUUAGCACUGCUUUUCUUUCUUAUCAGCACUGUAAACUACUUGUUUCUUUAAUAUUAUUGCUAACAGCGAUAACGCAAGACGCAAAUAUUCUGGCCACUACAGACAGGCUUGGUUUAGCGUAAGCAUUAUAUAUUUUCCACACAAUAUAUAACUAAAUAUAUAAUGUGUGUGGCAAAUUGUUUGUUUGGUUUCUUACUACUGUUUUCGAUUUGGUUUGGUUUGUUUUCGUUUUAAGCGACUACGUCGCCGGUCGUGAAGUCGCACGCCGCUGUGGAAUCAGGUUGGACUUUUUGUUUUGGCGUAUGCUUUGUAGGUAUAAAAUUUGUUUGAAAAGUCGUAUGUUUUUUCUUACUGCUGUUUUUCUUUUCUCUUUUACUUUUUUCACUGGAUUUGGUUUGGUUUUGAGUGACGAUAACACAAAACGCAAAAAACGCCACAGUGGGCGCAAGUUCGACGUUUUGCGUUGGCGUAAGCUUUACGGACUUAUAAAACUUUUGUGGAAUAUAAUUGUAUGUUUUUGUUUCUUCAGACAUCUAACUAACACCGACAGUAACCACAAACUGCAAACUAACUUGACGUUUUAAUUGUGCUUAAAAACUACGUUUACUUACUAUAAUUUAUUUAUAACGUUCCAAUAAAAGUUAUGACUAAAUUAAUUGCUGUAUAGGUCAUGCUCGCGUAAAAUGGUGCCAGGUCUACUUAGAAAUGAAUUAAUUUUGUUUCAUCAGCAAUCGAUUGAACCCUUCUGAAAAUCAAAAAUGAAAAUAAAGUGUAUCAUCAAUCUUGCUAUCUAUCGAUCCAUCUAUCUAUCGAUCCAUCUAUCUAUCGAUCGAUCUACCUAAGUAGUUAUAGAUGAUUAUAGACAAAUUCAUACAUAAACUAUCCCUUUAAUAGAGACAUAAAAGUGACAGGUGGCUAUAAAACCUAUGAGAUUGUGUUUUAAUGCAGACAUAUAAAUGUUUAAGUUUUUUGAACAUAAAUAUUGAUUGCACUAUGAAAAUGUACUUUCAUGAUUUGAAAUACAUUCAUUACAUCUAACAAUCAAAACAUCUAAAAUUAAAUUGUAAAUCAUCUAUGAAUCCCUGAAGGGAACUCAAAUAUAGCUGUUUAACAAAUUAGAUUAAAAUCUUACGUCACUUACAGCUGUCACCUGAAAACAAUUUUCUUACACAACCGCACCUCUUACUACACUUACUCCUUAUGCUAAGAUAUUAUAAAGUGAUUGAUAUUAGCAGCGUUGCAUUUAUCACUAUAGUCGUAAAAAUGUAAUAGGCCCGUUUUGACAUUUGUGCAAGACCAUAGAAUGUAAGUAACUUGGAACGAAACUGAUAG
Molecule: messenger RNA, 5244 nt
Organism: Pararge aegeria (speckled wood butterfly)
Lineage: Eukaryota; Metazoa; Arthropoda; Insecta; Lepidoptera; Nymphalidae
Product: membrane-bound alkaline phosphatase-like
Exons: 8
Coding region: 58-1725 (555 amino acids)
Biological process (GO): dephosphorylation
Molecular function (GO): alkaline phosphatase activity
Source: RefSeq, a predicted model, not a curated record